AUGGCGACAGAGGAGCAUCGACCCGGUGGGCUCCGCGACGACGAGAAAGUCAUCGAUGUCGAGCAAAAUGCAGGGCUCCAUGCGCCCGCGAACGCCCAGGACAGCUCCAACGAGACAUCAACGUUGAGCGACGAGACGAUGCGCGACACCAAUGCGCAAGCCCCUGCCGCGACCGAGUCGACGCCAAACGAGAAUGGCACGACGCCUGCCGCGGGCAAAGAGGCCGGACCGGCGCAGCGAACGAAACUGCAAAUGUCCCUGAUCAUGUUUGCGCUAUGCUCGGCGUUGUUCCUAGCUGCUCUCGACGUCACCAUCAUCACGACCGCGAUCCCGACCAUCGUCGGCCAGUUCAAUUCGCCGUCGGGCUACACGUGGAUCGGCGCCGCCUACCUGCUGGCCAACUCGGCGACGGUGCCGUCGUGGGGCAAGAUCAGCGACAUCUGGGGGCGCAAGCCCGUCUUGCUGACAGCGGUUGGUAUCUUCUGGAUUGGGUCGCUCAUAUGUGCGCUCAGUGUGAAUAUCGGCAUGUUGAUCGCUGGUCGCGCGAUUCAGGGAGCUGGCGGUGGCGGCAUUGUCGUGCUCACCAACAUCUGCGUUGGAGACUUGGUGUCGGUACGUCAGCGCGGACAGUACUAUGGCAUAUUUGGGGUGGUUUGGGCUAUCGCGUCAGCGAUUGGACCGAUUCUUGGUGGUGUCUUCACUUCGAAGGUCACCUGGCGCUGGUGUUUUUACGUCAACCUGCCCAUCAGCGGCGCAGGCUUCGUGAUUUUGGUAUUUGUGCUUAAGCUGCACAAUCCCAGAACAUCGGUACGCCAGGGCUUGGCUGCCAUCGACUGGCUGGGAAGUGCCCUGGUCAUCGGUGCGACCCUCAUGUUCCUAUUCGGCCUGGAAUUCGGUGGCGUCUCCUAUCCUUGGGCCUCGGCCACUGUCAUCUGCCUCAUCGUAUUCGGCAUCGUCACUUUCGUGCUCUUCAUCCUCGUCGAGAAGUACGUCGCAAAAUACCCGGUCAUCCCACUGCGGCUAUUCCAGGACAAGAGAAACAUGGCCGUCUUCGGCAUCUGUUUGAGCCACGGUGCAGUUUUCAUCUCGGGCUCUUACUAUCUACCCCUGUACUUCCAAGCGGUCAUCGGCGCCUCGUCCCUUCUGUCUGGUGUCUACCUGCUUCCGUUUGCCCUCUCGCUGUCUUUCGUCUCGGCGGGCACGGGUAUCUGGAUGAAGAAGACGGGCAAGUACCUGCCCGCCAUCAUCUUGGGCAUGUUCUUCCUGACCCUCGGCUUCGGGCUCUUCAUCGCCCUGGGCGCCGAGGUCAGCUGGGCCAAGUUGAUCGUGUUCCAGAUCAUAGCCGGGAUCGGCGUCGGGCCCAACUUCCAGUCGCCCCUGAUCGCGCUGCAGUCGAGCGUCGAGCCGCACGAGAUCGCCUCCGCCACCGGCACGUUCCAGUUCAUCCGCCAGCUCGCGACGUCCAUAUCCGUCGUCAUUGGCGGAGUCGUGUUCCAGAACGGGAUGAACAGGCAGUACCCGCACCUGCUGGCUGAACUCGGCCCUGAGCUGGCGAACCAGUUGUCGGGCGGCAAUGCGGGUGGAAGCGUGGAGCUGGUCGCGUCUCUGCAAGGACAUGAGGGCACAGUGGCCAGGACGGCGUACUGGAACAGUCUGAGAGAUCUGUGGAUUAUGUACACGGCGUUCGCUGCCGCAGGGCUCCUCAUCAGCCCCCUUGUUGGCCAGCGGAAGCUCAGCAACCAACAUACGGAACAUAAGACCGGGUUGAAGAGUCUUAAACCGGAUGGUGCGGAUGCAGACCGGUCAUCAGCCGAGAAAUCUACUUAA
Messenger RNA from Anthostomella pinea, 1827 nucleotides. The record is from the annotation of a GenBank genome assembly. Lineage: Eukaryota; Fungi; Ascomycota; Sordariomycetes; Xylariales; Xylariaceae.